Gadus chalcogrammus (walleye pollock) is the source of this 2416-nucleotide messenger RNA. RefSeq names its product synaptogyrin 2b (gene syngr2b). NCBI's taxonomy places the organism in Eukaryota, Metazoa, Chordata, Actinopteri, Gadiformes, Gadidae. Gene Ontology annotation, cellular component: neuromuscular junction; synaptic vesicle membrane. The transcript has 5 exons. Bases 211 to 963 code for a protein of 250 amino acids. The record is from RefSeq and is a predicted model, not a curated record.
GUUCAGUCUACGGUCUCCAGCCCGGGUGUUUGGUAUUCUGUCUCCAAGGUGUCCGGUCUUCUGUCUCCAAGGGUGACCUGGUCUUCUGUCUCCAGGGUGUCCGGGUUGUCUGUCUCUUGGUCGGCUGCAGAAGGAGCCCCCCACCGAUGCGCUCCUUGUGAUCUUUGGACCUUGUGACCUCCUCGGAUCUGGUGAAGGAGUCGGGACAGCAUGGAGGAGACGGGCGGGACGGGGGCGAUCGGGGCGCAGCUACCCGGAGGAGGCUUUGACCUGCAGAAAUUUGCCCGGCAGCCGCAGACCAUCGUACGGUUCUUCAGUUGGAUCUUCUCCAUCGUGGUGUUCGGCACGGUGGCGGCGGAGGGCUGGGUGAACCCGCGGGACCGGCCCGAGGCCCAGUGCGUGUUCAACGGGGACGGCUCCGCCUGCCGCUACGCCGUGGGGGUGGGGGUCCUGGCCUUCCUGGGCAGCAGCGGCUUCCUGCUGCUGGACGUCGCGCUGCCCGCCAUCAGCGACGCCCGCCGGCGCAGAUACGCCGUCAUGGCCGACCUGGGCUUCUCCGGCGUGUGGUCCUUCCUGUGGUUCGUCUGUUUCUGCCUGCUGGCCAGCCUGUGGGGUCAGACCAGCGACGUCCGUGGGAUCCCGGAGGACGCCGCCCGCGCCGCCGUCGCCUUCUCCUUCUUCUCUAGCGCCACCUGGGCCAUCCUGACCUACUUCGCUCUCAGCCGCUAUCGCCACGGCAUGGACGGCGUCGCCGUGCCGACCAGCAUGGAGCCCCCGGUGGCGGCCCCCACGGCCUACGCCACCACCCCCUACGCCCCCACCUCCUACUCCCACAGCGCCUACCACCCCACCACCUACCCCGGCUUCCCCAGCGGGGGGGGGGGCGACCCCUACCAGCAGACCCUCUUCACGGCCGGAGCCCAGCCACAGGGGGGCGGGGCCUACCAGCCCCCCCCCUACUAGGAUACCGAGGGGGGGGUGGGGGCGUGGGAAGACCCCCCCUCUGUGGAGGUGGAGGAUCCACUCCUCUGGACGGAGCGUCUGAGCUGAGCUACAUCACCGAGCUACGUCAUCCAGCAACGUUACCGAGCUACGUCACUGAGCUACUCCACAGAGCUACGUCACUGAGCUCUGUCACCGAGCUACGUCACUGAGCUACGUCACCAAGCUACGUCACCAUGCUACGUCACGAGCUACGUCACUGAACUACGUCACUGAGCUACGUCACCGAGGUACGCUACGUCACAAAGCUACGUCACCGAGGUACACUACGUCACUGAGCUACGUCAUUGAACUACGUCACUGAGCUACGUCAUGGAGCUACGUCACCGAGCUACGCGACGUCACCGAGCUACGCGACGUCACUGAGCUACGUCACUGUGACUGUGGACGAGGGGGGGUGGAAGGCGUUGUGGUCCGAGGGUCAAAGCUCCGCCGGGAUCAGAUAAGAGAUAUUAUAUUAUGUUUUAUAUCUACCUUACCUCAGUGAUACGAGGGCCUGAGGGCUGCUGACCGUGGGCUAAAGAAACAGACUUAUGGCCUCUGGUUCUCCGCACCUGGAGGUACGGGGAGCUACGGUACGGAGGACAGCCCUCCAGAAGGGUCUCCCUGUUCCCGGCGCCUUCUCCUUCCCAGAACGCUCGCCGCUUCAUAUCAGCCAACUCGCCGUUUGUAUGUCUUUCCCGGUAUUUGUCGUUUAAAAUGUCUGCUUCACCAUCACAUACUGUGAGCACGGAGACAGCGUAACAUUAACGUGGGUUUGUUUAUUUAUUGAUGAUUCUACAGAAGACUAUCCAUGUUUGAGUGAACCACUAAUUACACUCUCUUUUCCCAGAGUGCAAUUCAUUUGACAGCCUGUCACUCACCCCGCCUCGCUUCAAAAUGUCCUUGUCAAUAGUGCAAAAGUCUCAUAAUAUUAAAUGUUUGAAAGGCAGUAUUUCCUAUUCAUUAUUGUUUUUGUCUUUUCACUUUUAAGUCUUUUGAGAACCACAUUGCUUUGUAUCAGCGUGCAUGGCAAUGUACUAAUCAGUCAUCAAUACGGCCUUUCACUGCUUCCAUUAGCAACACUCCGAUUGACAGGUGUUUUCUCUGGAUUUGUCACUGAUUUACAGAUGUUUUCUCUGGAUUUGUCACUCUGAUUUAUAGAUGGUUUCUCUGGAUUUGUCACUCUGAUUAACAUACCUUUACUCUGGGUUUGUCAGUCUGAUUUACAAAUGUUGCAUGCAGGGCACAUCUCUCCAUAAUAUGAAGCAGACACUUUACUGAAGUUAUUUCAGAAUCAAACUCUCCUGUUCAGGCUUUGCUCAGAGGCCCUUCGGUAUAAGCGUAAUGUCGGUGUUGAACUGACCAUCAACACCGAAGCUAGGGCACAUGUUCUGGUUCAUCAUAAUGCAUAGCCUAGGUGAGCUUCAACGGG